AUGAAUGGAGUCUGGUAUAACGAUUCCAACACGAAUCCUAGAAGACCCGUAAGUAGUAGUCAUUUUGGUUGUGUCACCCAUUUAUAUCAAAUUGCAUUAUUUGAUAAACAUGAUAAACCAAUGAAUUAUAAUAUUACCGUUGACGAGAAUGAUUUAAUUUUGAUCAAAAAACACAAGUGGUAUCUCAAGAAUGAGAUUGUGGUAAAUGAGAACAGUGUUACUUUAACAGAAAUCCUUACUAGUGCCACCAAUGUUAAACUGAAGGAAGGAAAAAAAUGUUUUUCACGAAAGAAUCUCGUGAUAUGUG
Molecule: messenger RNA, 307 nt
Organism: Dentiscutata erythropus
Lineage: Eukaryota; Fungi; Glomeromycota; Glomeromycetes; Diversisporales; Gigasporaceae
Source: the annotation of a GenBank genome assembly